Molecule: messenger RNA, 2156 nt
Organism: Strongylocentrotus purpuratus (purple sea urchin)
Lineage: Eukaryota; Metazoa; Echinodermata; Echinoidea; Camarodonta; Strongylocentrotidae
Product: sodium- and chloride-dependent glycine transporter 1
Biological process (GO): sodium ion transmembrane transport
Cellular component (GO): membrane
Source: RefSeq, a predicted model, not a curated record
CAUUUUCAUUAUCGGGUGUAGACUAUAGCCGCGCCGGUACUUUGCUUUUGCAAAUUUGACGAAUUGUUCCACCAAUCUUAUCGUUUUUGUACAUUCAAUUAGUUAGUACGAUUCUGUAUUCAAGAAAUCUUGAUCUUUACUACUAUGAACUACCAAGAAGAAGUCCAUCCAUCCGGAGAACUCGAUAUGGAGGGAGAAAUGAGACCACUUGAUGGUGGUCGCUCUCCCGACGCUCUGAUUGAGAAACCAAACUUCAGGAAUGGAACUAAUGAUACUGAUGGAAAGUACGUAAGUCUGAAUGAUGUAUCAGACAUUGAUCCGUAUAACGAUGAAGAGGACCAAGCUCGGGGGAAAUGGGGAAGCAAGAUUGACUUUCUCCUGUCCUGUGUCAGCUAUGCUGUUGGAAUCGGCAACGUUUGGAGGUUUCCUUUCCUCUGCUAUCAGAAUGGAGGAGGAGCCUUCUUGAUCCCCUACAUUCUAAUUCUGUUUGCCGGCCUUCCCUUGUUUCUGCUUGAGAUGAGCUUUGGUCAGUUCACCGGUGUUGGAUGUCUUGGUAUCUGGAAGAUCUGCCCAAUGUUCAAAGGUAUUGGCUAUGGUAUGUUGGUGAUCUGUUUCCUGGUGUCCAUCUAUUACCAAGUGAUCCUAGCCUACACCAUCUUCUACCUCUUCUCAUCCCUGACGUCCAUCCUCCCAUGGGCAAGCUGUGGCCACCAGUGGAACACUGAUAACUGCACUGACAGAAUGCAGGAUUCCAACUCAACCUUUAACAUCAGCUCUCUGCUUAACCCCAAACCUCCCAGUGAGGAAUACUUCUACAACCAUGUGCUAGGGAUCAGCGACGGUGUUCAUGAUCUUGGUGCUGUGAAGUGGAAGCUUGCUCUAUGUCUGAUGGCUGCCUGGGUUAUCACCUUCCUCUGUCUUAUCAAAGGAAUCAAGACCUCAGGAAAGGUUGUAUACUUGACGAGUAUUCCCUACCUUGUCCUCUUCAUCCUCUUCAUCCGUGGAGUCACCCUUGACGGUGCCGUAGAUGGAAUCAUCUUUUACAUGAAACCAGAUUUAUCAAAGCUUCUAACGCCUCAGGUAUGGCAGGAUGCAGCAACACAGAUCUUCUUUUCGUUGGGUGUAGCCUUUGGUUCUCUUCACACUCUCUCAAGUUAUAACAAGUGGAAGAACAAUUGUUACAGGGAUGCUUUGAUAGUGUCCGUCAUCAAUUGCUUAACCAGCAUCUUUGCUGGUUUUGUCAUCUUUUCAGUACUUGGCUUUAUGGCCAAACAAGCAGGCGUUACAGUUAAAGAAAUAGCAACAUCAGGUCCUGGUCUAGCAUUUGUAGCCUAUCCUGAGGCCAUUGCUAAGAUGCCUAUAUCACCUCUGUGGUCUAUUCUAUUCUUUACUAUGCUUUUUAUGCUGGGACUUGGAAGUCAGUUCUGCCAGUUUGAGACUGUGAAUACAGGAUUGGCCGAUGAGCUGGAGAAAUACAGCCCAAAAUUUAGAAAAUACAAGUGGUGUAUAACCCUUACUAUGUCAAUCGUAUGCUUCCUCUUGGGUUUGCCACUGGUUUGUGAGGGUGGAAUGUACCUUGUCAAUCUGAUGAAUGAUUUCUCUGGAGGACUCUCCCUCGUCUUCAUUGGCAUGUUUGAGACUAUUGUCAUUACUUGGUUCUAUGGUGUUGAGAAAUAUCUUGAUAAUCUUGAAGCUAUGCUUGGAUUCCGUCUUAACUUCUUCUGGAAGGCGUGCUGGAAGUUUGUCUCGCCAGUAUUCUUAUUGGUUGUUAUAAUCUUUUCGUUGGCAAUGUAUGAACCAAAGAAGUACGGAGCUAAUUACAUCUAUCCUGGCUGGGCUGAGGCUAUGGGUUGGAUGAUGACUCUAGUCUCAUUGGUUCCCAUUUUCGUUUAUGCUGUCUGGUUUGUCUCGAAGCAGGAUGCCCCCACUUUCAAAGAGAAGCUCCGCAUGGCAUCGCGUCCCGCUCCUGACUUUGGCCCCGUGCUCAAUCACCACCGCAAAGAAGCUGGUUUCGCACCUUUACCGAGGCGUAGAAACAAGACAACCGAGACCAGCAACACCUUCGUCUGAAGCGGGCCGGCCGGCCACACACCAUUCAGGAGUCAUUAAGCAGGAUGCAUUCGAUUUUCAACACAAGCAGGGGGGGGGGGGCUACA